Molecule: messenger RNA, 415 nt
Organism: Equus caballus (horse)
Lineage: Eukaryota; Metazoa; Chordata; Mammalia; Perissodactyla; Equidae
Product: follitropin subunit beta
Biological process (GO): follicle-stimulating hormone signaling pathway
Cellular component (GO): cytoplasm; extracellular region
Molecular function (GO): follicle-stimulating hormone activity
Source: RefSeq, a predicted model, not a curated record
AUGAAGUCAGUCUAGGUUUGCUAGCUUUCCUGUUGCUGGAAAGCAGUCUGCUGCAAUAGCUGUGAGCUGACCACUAUCCCCAUCGCCAUGGAGAAGGAGGAAUGCAGCUUCUGCAUAAGCGUCAACACCACCUGGUGUGCGGGCCAUUGCUUUCCUCAGGACCUGGUGUACAAGGACCCAGCCCGGCCCAACAUCCAGAAAACAUGCACCUUCAAGGAGCUGGUGUACGAGACAGUGAAAGUGCCUGGCUGUGCUCACCACGCAGACUCCCUGAACACGUACCCGGUGGCCACUGCCUGUCACUGUGGCAAAUGUAAUAGCGACAGCACUGACUGCACCGUGCGAGGUCUGGGGCCCAGCUACUGCUCCUUCGGUGACAUGAAGGAAUAAAGAGCGCUGACGCUGUGGGCUGCCU